Messenger RNA from Trichoderma citrinoviride, 1491 nucleotides. Its product is annotated as FAD-binding domain-containing protein. The coding region runs from base 1 to 1491 and encodes 496 amino acids. The record is from RefSeq and is a predicted model, not a curated record. The transcript has 4 exons. Lineage: Eukaryota; Fungi; Ascomycota; Sordariomycetes; Hypocreales; Hypocreaceae. Gene Ontology annotation, molecular function: oxidoreductase activity; FAD binding.
AUGAACCGCGGCGAGAGAUGCACCCUGAGUGCAAGCGAGGGCAUUGUCAAUGGCACCUGCUUUCAAGGCACUGUGCCUGACUAUUACGUCGAUGCCCGCGAGGUCCAGGACAUCCAGCGAAGCCUGGAGUUUGCCCAGCAGUACAAGCUUCCCGUUACUAUCAAGAAUACGGGCCACGACUACAAGGGCAGAAGCACGGGAGUGAAUACGUUUGCCAUUUGGACGCACAACAUUGCACCUGAGCCGGAGAUUGACGAAAACUUCACUCCUGAGUCGUGUCCUGAUCCAGUCGGCCCUGCCGUGACGUAUGGCGCCGGCCAGAUCGACACACACUUGUACGACAGUUUGAAUGGGACGGGAUAUCUGGCUGUCGCUGGCUCGUGUCCGACUGUCGGACCUUCAGGGGGUUGGGUUGCUGGCGGUGGCCACGGCAUUUUCGCGCCAGUCUAUGGCCUGGGCGUGGAUAAUGCCAUUCAGAUGAAGGUCGUCCUGCCCAACGGAACGUUUGUCACGGCAAACCGGUGCCAGAACCAGGACCUCUUCUUUGCUCUGCGUGGCGGUGGCGGAGGCACCUUUGGAGUCGUUACGGAAACGACUGCAGCGCUCCACAAGGACCAGGAGAUCACUUACGUUUUUCUGCAAAUGCCCGUUCCAGAGCUUCCUCGCACAAUCAACGAAAUCUUCGUCGCCAACGCCGAGAAAUGGGCCGACGAGGGCUGGGGAGGCCUCUACGCAGUAUCAGGAAACGUAACCAACAGCACGGCGCGAUUCCUCGGCUUCAACACCAAGCUCAGCGUCGAAGAAGCGCGCGCCUCACUGAAGCCGGUGACGGACUACCUGGCGUCCUUCCCGUCGAGCAACGACACGCUGGUCAGCCAGUUCAAGACGCUGCCGAGCCAGUGGGCUGCGCAAAACGACCCCGUGCUGCUCGGCUUCCUCUUGCCCGAGGCCGGCGUCUCCCUGACCCGGUCGUCGCGCCUGGUGCCGCGGUCGAACUUCCAGGGCGAGGAGGCUCAGAAGCAACUGGUCGACUUUCUCACGUCGAGCAACUUUCGGUGGAGCGUCGUGCUUGGGGCGCCGACCAAGUUUGACUUGCCCGAGUCGGACCAGCCUGGGGGUCCAGGCGAGGCAUCGGUUACGCCAGCAUGGAGAGACGCUCUUUGGCACUUUACAAUUGUGCAGACUUGGGAUCCGGCAGAUCCAGUUGCCACGAGCCCCGAAGCGCUCACCAACACCUUCUCGACCAUCAGCACGCAGAUGGACCCCCUGCGCGCCAUCACACCGGAUGGAGGCGCGUAUCAGAACGAGGCCGAUGUCUAUGAGCCCGAUCCUAUCGGCUCCUUCUGGGGUGAGAAGAACUACGCCCGUCUUUUGGAGAUUAAGAAACAGCUUGACCCGGAGAACCUGCUGUCGUGCUGGAACUGUGUCGGGUGGAAUCCGGAGGAUGAGCGACAUGGUUGCUAUCUGAACGUGAGGGGCAUAGGACCGUGA